Molecule: messenger RNA, 1256 nt
Organism: Ricinus communis (castor bean)
Lineage: Eukaryota; Viridiplantae; Streptophyta; Magnoliopsida; Malpighiales; Euphorbiaceae
Product: galactose mutarotase
Exons: 5
Coding region: 57-1079 (340 amino acids)
Biological process (GO): beta-D-galactose catabolic process via UDP-galactose, Leloir pathway; glucose metabolic process
Molecular function (GO): carbohydrate binding; aldose 1-epimerase activity
Source: RefSeq, a predicted model, not a curated record
AACAACAUAUGUGACCAAACGGACGCAAUUCGAUCACUCAGAGUGUGGUUGAAACAAUGGCGGAUCAUACCCAGAUGACUCCACAACUCUUUGAACUCAAUAAUGGCACUAUGCUUGUCAAGAUCACCAAUCUUGGUUGCACCAUUACUUCUUUGACCCUACCUGACAAAAAUGGGAAUUUGGCUGAUGUUGUUCUUGGAUUUGAUUCUCUUGAGCCAUAUCUGAAAGGAGUUGCCCCUUAUUUUGGGAGCAUUGUGGGCAGAGUAGCAAACAGGAUCAAAGAUGGAAAGUUUACUCUUGAUGGGGUGGAUUACACUUUGCCCCUUAACAGGCCUCCAAACAGUCUUCAUGGUGGGCUCAAGGGUUUUGAUAAGAUGAUCUGGGAGGUAGCAGAUUAUAAGAAAGGCGAAAAUCCAUCAAUUACUUUCAAGUACCAUAGUCAUGAUGGAGAGGAAGGUUACCCUGGAGAUCUUUCUGUAACUGCAACUUAUUCUCUUGCUUCAAGCACCACAAUGAGACUUGAUAUGGAAGCAGUACCCAAGGACAAAGCUACUCCAGUCAACUUAGCUCAGCAUACCUACUGGAACUUAGCUGGUCACAACUCAGGGAGUAUACUUGACCAUGCAAUUCAAAUAUGGGGAUCUCAAGUUACACCUGUAGAUCAGAAUACUGUACCAACUGGUGACAUCAUGCCAGUUAAAGGCACUCCUUUUGAUUUCACCACUGAAAAGAAGGUCGGUGCUUCAAUCCGUGAAGUUGGUUUAGGGUAUGAUCACAACUACGUGCUCGACUGCGGAGAAGAGAAAUCAGGAUUGAAACGUGCUGCAAAACUCAAGGAUCCAUCAAGCUCGAGGGUCCUUAACUUGUGGACCAAUGCUCCCGGGAUGCAGUUUUAUACUGCAAACUACGUGAAUGGAGUAGUCGGAAAGGGAGGCGCUGUUUAUGGAAAGCAUUCGGGGCUGUGUUUGGAGACGCAAGGAUUUCCAAAUGCCAUAAACCAACCGAACUUCCCAUCAGUUGUCGUUCGACCUGGUGAGACAUACAAGCACACUAUGUUGUUUGAGUUCUCAGUUGAGUGAAAUAGCAGCGGUCGGGCGUGAUAGGAGUGAGAAUAAUGUUUAGUGUUGGUUUUGCAGAAUUAUAAACUAGAGGUUGAUCUUAUACCACCUCAACUAAUAAACUUAUGAGGUUUUUGUAUGUGCUUGAGAGGCUAUUGUUAUUAAUGGAUUUUUACAUGAACUGAACUAUUAACUGAA